This is a messenger RNA of Polyodon spathula (Mississippi paddlefish), 1548 nucleotides long. Its product is annotated as muscarinic acetylcholine receptor M4-like. Gene Ontology annotation, biological process: adenylate cyclase-activating adrenergic receptor signaling pathway; regulation of locomotion. Lineage: Eukaryota; Metazoa; Chordata; Actinopteri; Acipenseriformes; Polyodontidae. The record is from RefSeq and is a predicted model, not a curated record. Gene Ontology annotation, cellular component: plasma membrane. Bases 1 to 1476 code for a protein of 491 amino acids. Gene Ontology annotation, molecular function: G protein-coupled acetylcholine receptor activity. The transcript has a single exon.
AUGUACAACCUCUCUGGCCAAGCCCUGCAGGUCCGGAUGGAGAACAUCACUUGUGGUGACAACAGCAGCAGCAGUAGUGGUACCUCCAACUCCACAGACCAGGAGCAAUGGGGAAGCCCCUACAAGACUGUGGAACUCAUCUUCAUUGCCAUAGUGACCGGGUCUCUAAGCCUUGUCACUGUGGUGGGCAAUAUCUUAGUGAUGUUGUCCAUCAAGGUCAACCGGCAGCUCCAGACAAUCAACAAUUAUUUCUUGUUCAGCUUAGCUUGCGCAGACCUGAUUAUUGGAGCCUUCUCAAUGAACCUGUACACCGUAUACAUUAUUAAGGGAUACUGGCCACUAGGGGCACUGGUGUGUGAUCUCUGGCUUGCUCUGGAUUAUGUGGUCAGCAACGCGUCCGUGAUGAACCUGUUGAUCAUAAGUUUCGAUCGUUAUUUCUGUGUCACUAAACCCCUGACGUAUCCGGCCAGGAGGACAAUCAAGAUGGCAGGACUAAUGAUUGCUGCUGCAUGGCUCCUAUCCUUUAUCCUCUGGGCACCUGCUAUUUUAUUCUGGCAGUUCAUAGUAGGGCAGCGUACUGUCCCUGAAAGGGAGUGUUACAUUCAGUUCCUCUCCAACCCAGCUGUGACCUUUGGGACGGCGAUCGCUGCUUUCUACCUGCCGGUGGUAAUCAUGACAGUCUUGUAUAUCCACGUCUCGCUGGCCAGCAGGAGCCGAGUCAGGAGACCCAAACCAGAAGUGCAGAAAGAGAAAAAAGCAAAGUCAACUAAUUUUUUCAAAAGCCACAUCAAACAGAACAACAACAACUCCUCGAAGCUGAAUACAGAGGCGGGUGCAGCAGACACAGUAAAGAAUGGGAAAGUGGAAGAGUCUGUGUCCACAAAGGUGGAGUCUAUGGUCCAUCCAGAGGGGAAGGAGAGCUCCAAUGAUCCCAGUACAGCUAGCAUUGCUCCAAAAGGCACAAAAGACAAAACCAACAGUGAGAUCAUCCCCAGCGGACAAAGCACUAAACCCAUACGAAUGAACCCUGAUUCCAAAUGGUCCAAGAUUCAAAUUGUCACCAAGCAAGCAGGGAACGAGUGUGUCACUGCCAUUGAGAUAGUUCCAGGGGCUGGACCCAAGAACAACUCUGUGCCCGAGAACCGGCAGGGCACUGUGGCUAGGAAGUUUGCCAACAUUGCCAGGAGCCAAGUCCGAAAAAAGCGGCAAAUGGCAGCAAGGGAGAAGAAAGUAACCAGAACAAUCUUUGCCAUCCUUCUGGCUUUCAUUGUAACAUGGACUCCUUACAACGUAAUGGUGCUAAUCAACACUUUUUGCCAAUCGUGUGUUCCUGACACUGUUUGGGUUAUUGGGUACUGGCUGUGUUAUGUCAACAGCACCAUCAAUCCAGCAUGCUAUGCCCUUUGCAAUACUACCUUCAAAAAGACCUUUAAAAAACUACUCAUGUGUCAGUACAAGAACAUUAGUUCAAGGUAAACCAGAGGACAGUUACACCUUUCAUUGAACAUUGAAGCUUUUGGUGGAAUCCACAGUUGCUUGUGAAUUAAC